Messenger RNA from Ylistrum balloti, 3333 nucleotides. RefSeq names its product von Willebrand factor A domain-containing protein 7-like. The record is from RefSeq and is a predicted model, not a curated record. NCBI's taxonomy places the organism in Eukaryota, Metazoa, Mollusca, Bivalvia, Pectinida, Pectinidae. The transcript is spliced from 20 exons. The coding region runs from base 1 to 3333 and encodes 1110 amino acids.
AUGGAGAUGAUUUUGUUAUGGUCAAUUUUUGCGGUAGGAACGGAAGCUUUUAAACCAACCAUUGGUCAAGGAGACGACCCAUCUAUGUAUACUCAUGAGAGUAUCACACUUGAGGGUAUGGACAAGGCCGCUGCAGAUUUCCUGUCUAGUGGCUUAGUGGACACUACGAAAACGAAUCAUUAUGAAAUUAUCAAGAAAUAUUUCGGAUCGGAUACAAAGAGUUACCAGGACUACCAACAAAGAGGUCAAGAGUUUGCUUUAGCUGUAAUGAAUGUUUACAAAAGUUACCAUUGGAACCCGGAUUACACAGUCAAUUCUGAACGGAUAAUUGAAGCCGACAGUCUUGUCCAGUCCACACGGUUAGAGAUAGCUUCCAUCUUAUCAAAGGGAACAUUAGACGAGACAUCGACGAAACUUCUAAUAAAUAAAGUAGGGAAGUGUUUGAUGAUCAUCCAGUCUUUCUACAGCAACACAAAUUGGAUAGAGAUGAUGGUAAAUGGUGGAGAGUCCUUUCUGACAUUUGGGACCCUAGCAUCCAUUCAUCAGAACGUGGCCACGACAGGAACUGCAACUUGCCGAAACUGCGACGAUAGCAUCCCAAACUCAUGUAACAACAAUCUGCUGGUUAAGAAUCGUCUGACAAGUGGAUAUCUGUAUAGCCAGUCUUCCUUCCCAAAACCAUUAGGUGACCCGCGUGCUACUGAGGGUAAAUGCAGUCAUGGUGGUGUGAAUGACUUCGGCAGGAACACUCCAGCAACAGGAGGGAUAAACAAAGAAACACCAGAUUGGAACUGGUCCCCACAUGCUCAUCUACACAACAUAUCCGGACAAACUGCCGUUCAAGCGACGGCAGCAUUCUUCAUAGACGCAACGACGGGUUUACUAUCUGGAAUUAACAGGACUACGAUAACAGACGUUUUUAAACUGAAGAAACCACUACAAGAGUUAUCUAUGGGCUUUGUGAUUGACGUAACUGGGUCAAUGGCUAAUGACAUAAAUUCUCUGAAAAACACACUCAUCGACCGCCUGUCCGCAGUCAUUGGAACUCCGAAUGCACCACACAAAUACGUUUUGUCUACAUUCAGCGACCCCGCUAACCUUACCACCAUUUUCGUUACAAAUGAUGGCCAUGAGAUGAUACAUAAGAUAGAACGACUGACAGUUGGUGGGGGAGGCGAUUGUCCAGAAUACACCUUAUCUGGGAUAUUAACCGCUAUCAAUGCCUCGGAUCCAUAUUCCCUUAUCUAUGUUGCCACUGAUGCUGAUACCAAAGAUACUGAUAUGGCAGACAUGGUAACAGAAGAGGCGAAUGCCAAGCAUAUCACCCUGCAAUUCAUACUCACAGGGAAUUGUUCUGGUGUAACACGGCGUCGUAGAGACAUGUUUUUCCCAGAAAAACACGUCCGCCAGAAAAGAGAUACUUCGAACAUCUUCGAACAACUUGCCCAGAGUACUGGAGGUCAAGUUUAUCAUGUGGAUCAUAGCGAAGUUACUGCUACUCUGGAUCAUGUUCUCGAGAAAGAUUUUCCCUCAUCAAAAGCGAUCAUUGAUUACUUUGUCCAAGCAUCCACGGACAGUGACACAAUGAAUAUCACUGUUGAUAGUGAGGCAGCCGUCCUCGUCGUAACCAUAGAAGGACCGUUCAGCGAAUACCAGGCAUCGUUGUAUCUUCCAAAUGGAACAGAGCAAUCAUUCCCUACAGCACGUGCUAAACGAUACUAUUCCAGUCAUAAAAUUACAAUGUCAAUUCAGAGACCCCCUCCUGGAAUUUGGAACCUGACCCGAUUAACAAGCAAUGACUGGAACGUGAAUGUGACAGCAUCCACUUAUUUGGAUAUCGACAGUCAACUCAAAGAAGUUGAAUUUGGAAUAUCUUAUGUAGUGGACCGUAACCCUAUCAUUGGUAAGAAUUACACUCUGGAAGUCCUCGUCUACAGCCUUAACUCAUCGUCGUCAGGCUUUCAUCUGCAUCUGUUAGAUGAACAAGGGACUGAUUUGUUCAGUCAACCUGUGGAUAUAAUAUUCAGUUUUACGAAAAUUACUGGAUAUAUGCAAAUCGUUAUUCCUAAUAAGAGCUUCUAUGUACAGUUAAGCGGUAUCGAUCAAAAUGGUUUUAAGUUCAAGAGAAUGUCAAGAAAACUUACUACGCCUGUUGGUGUGGAUUUAUUUGUGACCCCAAUACUAGUUAACCUUGACACCGGGAUACCACACAAUAUUACAUAUACAUUAAGUAACUUGGGGAGUUCCACUCAGACCUACACCGUUAGCAUCACUGAUGACAAAGGAAGGCUUAUAGGUCCAAUAUCUCAACAACAGAUAUUGCCUCCUGAGAAUUCAACAACAGGAAAUUUUCAGAUACAAAGUCCCCUCGAAUUGGAAUUUGUAACUUACACAGUAAGUGUCAAGCUGUCAGGAUCUACAGAUAUCCUUCAAUCGAGCACGUCUACAGUGAUGUUUGCGGGUCCUGUAUGUUCCUCAAUCGUUUCUCGGAAAUGCAGAUUGGCAAACACGAAAAAUAAGUGUUCGAUGUCCACUUGGUCGGCAACAGCUAUCUUUUCCUUUGAGGUAGCGACUUACAUCAGCGUUCAAAACGUUUCAAUGACCAUUGACCCAGUGAAUGCGAAACGUUUACAACUCAGGGGCGAUUGUUGUCAGGGCAACUUCUCAGUGACUGCUAAACCAUCAGUCGGAAGCGGAUGUGAAACAUCCGAGAACGUGGUUGAAUCAGACGAUCAAGUUGUGAUAAAUGAGGUUGUAAUUCCUGGAAUAACAAAGAUCCCAGAGACUACUACAGCAACUCCGGAGAUUACAACAACAGAAAUCCCAGAGUUAACUACGGAAAGUAAAGAGGUAACUACCGAAAAUACAUUGGUAACAACGGAAAGUACAGAGGUAACUACGGAAAAUACAGAGUUAACUACGGAAAAUACAGAGUUAACUACGGAAAGUACAGAGGUAACUACGGAAAGUACAGAAAUAGCAACAAAAAAUCAAGACGUUGCUACAAAACUUACAGAAAAGACAACUGAAAUCCCAGCAGUCAACACAGAAUUACCAGUAGUUACAGACCACAAUAUAACCAAAGAAGCUUUUGCUAUUAUUGUAUCUAUUGGAGUCGGGUCUACAGCUAUAGUUCUCGCCAUAGUCAUUGGUGUGAUAGUAUUAGUAGCCUGUCUGAAACAACCCAGGAAAUCAAAGAAGACGGAACAUUCGCGGGAACACACCCAUUAUCCUUCCUGGUAUGACAAUGCUCUUAGAAUUCAAUCGACCAGCUCUGGACGAUUACAUAUUUCGAAUAAUGCUUAUUGUUUGCAAGAACGAAUGUAUAAAUAA